This is a messenger RNA of Triticum turgidum subsp. durum (durum wheat), 423 nucleotides long. The record is from the annotation of a GenBank genome assembly. NCBI's taxonomy places the organism in Eukaryota, Viridiplantae, Streptophyta, Magnoliopsida, Poales, Poaceae.
AUGGCAACGACGACGCUCACGUCAACCACCAUCGCGUCGUCCCCGCGGCCGCCCGCCCCCUUCUGCGGCCGCUCCGGCUGGCAGCGCGCGCGCCGCCCGCCGUCCUCAUCUUCAUCCUCCGGUCAGGGCGGCUGCGCGCGGCCGCUGGACCGCGUGGCCGGGUGGGUCGGCGGCGGCAUCGCCGCGGCCUUCUUCGCCUCCCUGGAGCGGUGCUCGUGCGUCAACGUCCGCACCCACGACGACCUCGACGACGACGAGCAGCGGGACUCCGUGGCGCCGCUCAUGCUCGGCAACGACGGCAACGACGACGUCGACGAGGGCAGGGGGAGGAGCAGGAGGAGGUGCAGGGGAGGAAGCAGGAAGGGCAGGAGGAGUGGCGGCGGCGGCGGCGGCGGCGUGGGUUGCCACGGUGAUCAAAUCUGA